This is a messenger RNA of Diutina rugosa, 273 nucleotides long. RefSeq lists its product as uncharacterized. Lineage: Eukaryota; Fungi; Ascomycota; Pichiomycetes; Serinales; Debaryomycetaceae. The transcript has a single exon. Bases 1 to 273 code for a protein of 90 amino acids. The record is from RefSeq and is a predicted model, not a curated record.
AUGAUGAUGAAGUGGUUGUUGCUUAUCCCCUUAGCGUUGGCCUCCCCCGUGGCCUGGGACGCCGCCGACGAGGCCGCGCUCGCCCAGCUCCAGGACGAGUACUUUGCCACCGCCAGCGACGCUGGUGCUCGUAUCCCGUUGUUUACCGGAGUGACCCCCGACGACUUCAGUACCGACCAGCCGGUGCUGGAAGAAGAAGCCCAGCAGGCGGCAGCGGUGUUGGAGGAGCUCGCCGACGUCGUCGCCGCUCUUGCCGCUGCCCCCAGCCAGUAG